UUUUCGCCUGUUGCAAAUAACCUUGCCAAGUUUCUAUGUGAAUUUGAAAACACAAGUACCGAUUGAUCCAAAUAUCACGAACAGAGUUUCGAAGCUUCUGCACGUAGCUGGGCAAUGCAGUUUCUCAGGCAUGACUGUCACUGUCACUGCCCAAAUAAUCAAAUAAUCGCUCACGUUGUCAAUUUCUUCACUGACAAACUAUGGUAAGCCAUUGAUGACGACUGGAUUGAAAGUCUUCGUAAUGAACCUAUUGGAUAUUUUCUCCUAAUUCCCUCUGGAGUCGUCCAGGGCCACAGGCCUGAUUCACUUGAGGAGUUUGUUCUCACUUUAAGGUCUCUUGUGAUCCCUAGAGAGCAAGCGGAAUUGCACAAGUUAUUACCUGGAUGGCAAGUGACAUCACUUAGCAGUGUUCUUGCUCAAGCCAUGAAACUGAAGAAAAAACAUCAAGUGGAAGCUCUUUAUGCUGUUAAUUUGGUGUCAAAUACCCUAAGCACUGAUACUAUACUUGGUGUUUGUGAUGGCCAGGUGCAAAACGAAUCAAAAGCAUUAUGUAGCUCAGAUGCGGAAGUUUGGGUAUUUAUGGAUUCAAAAUUUUCCCCUUUGAUUUCUUAUACAUAAGAAACUUUUAAUACCUCGAUAUUGCUAACAUAAUGUUUGAACACCUUUCUCACGUUGUGCAGUUUUAGUUUUGUUUGAUAGGUCCUAUUUAAAAAUUUAUGCCAUGAUAAUCAGUAUAGUUGGUUCUAUAUUCAUAUGAUCACUAGACAUAGUUUAUCUAUUUGGCAUACAUAUUUUAAGAAAAAGUGACAGAAGUUUUCUUGUCAUUUUGAGCAUGGAUCUAUUUAGUUUUGAUGGCAUUUGUGAUCAUUCAUGGAAAUAUUUUGACAGGUUGCCUGGAUGAUGCUUAAUAAGUAUUUGAUCCUGGUUGAUCAUAAAUGGUUUGUCCAUGGAAAGAAAGUAAUUAUAUCUCUAUCAAAAAGAAGUAUUCCAAAUAGUAGGACGAAGCAAUCAUCAGUCCACCAGAAGAUUCACAAGUUAGUGGAACAAAGUCUCUCCACUAUAUCUUUUAUACAUGGUUUAGCCCCUAAAUUUAAUAUAACAUUGCAUCUAAUGAGUUUUUCCCUUAAAAGAGAUUUGGCAACCUGCCUGCUGGUAAUACCCCCUGUGAGUAUGUUGACUUGCUUAACUUGCUGGUAGUACCACCUUAUUUUUUGACUUCUUGUGAUGGAUGUAUUCUUGAAUUCUAUAUAUCUUAUAAUUGUUAAUGUGAUUGUGAUAAUGCUCUCUAAAGAUUAUUUGUUGGGAUGUAAUUUGACUGUCACAGCUUCAUUCUGGCUUUUAGAGUAUUGCUGUAAUUGCUUUGACUUCCAUCAUUAUGAUUUCAAUUUAUCUAUCCACAACAACCUCUAUAGUUCUCUUUUAGUCUAGUAUCUUGCAUAUUGCUUGCUCCUUGAGCUCACCUGGUUUUCAUUUUCAUAAAACCUACAAAUUACCUGUGGGGACCUUGGGUGAAGGUUAACACUUACUCACUUUCAUCUGAUUGUCUUUAUCUUUUUCUGGGCAUGAGCUGGAUAACCAUGGCUUAAAAGCAAUGCAACUAUUUACAAUGGUGAGCGAUUAUGAAUCCCCUAUAAUAGAUGUACUGUAUGGAUUCUGAUGUCAUGAAUAGGUACUAAUAUUACCUUCUUGUUGAAACACCUAUUGAGAAAUAUGGAGUAAAUACUAGUAAAUAAUAGAAAGCAUGCUAUGAUAUGUUUUUAUUGUUAUACUGUCUAUUUACAGCUAACAGACUAAAUUAUUUACCCAUGAUUGUUCUCGUGGACUUACUAUUCUAGGACCUUACUUUAUGUGUACAUGGUCAUGCUACAGUAUGUUCAGGUGGUAAAGUUUGAGAUGAGUCUUUUGACUGUGGAAAGUGAAAAGAAUAGAUUUUAAGAUGUAUAAUGGUUUGGGCGUAUUUCAUAUUCUAUUCUUCUUUUUCUUUCAACUUUAUAUGCUUUUGGAUAAGAAUUAUUCUAUUCUACGCUGGAUAAGAUAUCUCCACUAGGCUUCGUUUCUACAAAGGAAUAUUCCUAUUUGAUGUGGUUUCACAUCUUGACUUCAGUCUAGAUUCCUGAACAUUUCAAUAGUUUUGAUUUUUUAUCUGCUAUUUAAAGUUGUAGGAAUUAUUUGAUAGCUCCAAAAGCUUCUGAAUGACUGCUUGACUGUUUGUCCCGCUGCAAUCUCUGUGCCUCACCAAACAGUCUCUGUAAGAAGCCUCUAUACACACGCUGGAAUGAGAACGACAGAUUUGUUUGCUUCCAUUUUGUUAUUCACCUAUCUUUGGCCCACCCCUUAUAGCUAUUGAUUUGUCAACUUUAGAACACUAAUUUAUUUUGCAACGAAGAAUGAUUAAGAUUUUUACAGUUUGAAUCAGUUUACAUUUUUUUAAUGUUUUGUAUUUGAAAGAUUCUUUGAAUAAUUCUGUGGUUGGUUUGUUUUCAGAACACCCCUUUAGGACUGGUCAGAAGUGUGGAAACCUUGUGGUUGCCUUUGCAAGAUCCGUAUCAUCGAGAUUCCAUUGAUCUCUGCAAAAUUGAGCCAGUCACAUUUCAGUAGAUGAACAUGGAAAAGUUAAAAAGGGAGAAAGGAACAAAAGGAGGCCUGCGAAAGGAUUACAAGCCAACUACAAAACGACGAAGAGUGGGGCGCACAGCAUGUCAUGAUUUGGCAUUUUGUGGACCUAGUUUUAUCUAAAAGUCUUUGGGGAAGAGGAAAAAACUUCAACAUGAGCAACAUAAGCGUAGUGGAGGCAAGGUUGCCGCCGGGGUUUCGGUUUCAUCCGAGAGACGAAGAACUAGUCUGUGAUUACUUGAUGAAGAAGAUGAAUCACUGUGAUACUCUUCUCUUGAUUGAAGUUGACCUCAACAAGUGUGAGCCUUGGGAUAUUCCUGAAACUGCCUGUGUAGGAGGGAGGGACUGGUAUUUUUACAGCCAGCGGGAUCGAAAAUAUGCAACAGGAUUAAGGACAAAUCGAGCUACUGCAUCAGGGUACUGGAAAGCCACCGGGAAAGAUAGAGCGAUUAUGCGUGAAGGCAGCCUUGUUGGGAUGAGAAAGACUUUGGUUUUCUACCAAGGGAGAGCUCCUAAAGGAAGAAAAACUGACUGGGUUAUGCAUGAGUUCAGGAUUGAAGGACCUUCUGGCCCUCCUAAAGUUUCUUCUCCCAAGGAAGAUUGGGUAUUGUGUCGAGUGUCUUACAAGAACAGAGAUCAAGUUGGUGCCCAACCAAGGAUGGGAACAAGAACAAGUUGCAGUUAUGAUGACACAGGCUCUUCAUCUCUUCCACCAUUAAUGGAUUCUUACAUCACUUUUGAUCAAACUCAACCAAAUAAUUUAACUCAGUUUGAUGAUCAGCAAGUGUCCUGCUUCUCCAUUUUCUCCCCAAACCAAAUUGCCAACCCCAUUUUCUCUCAUCAUUUGGAACCAAACAAUAACAACAUUAUCGUUUCUGAUUCCCAGUUUGGCCAAAUAUUUCCAGGUUUAGAAUCCUUCUAUUCCGGUGACAACAACAAGGUAAUUAAAGCUGUUUUGAACCAGCUUACCAAAGUUGAAAGGAAUAAUGAAGACAAUAUUAUUAUUCCUAACAUGGGAGGAUCAUCUCCAAGCCCUGAAAGCUUGUUAUCUGAAGUGGGUUUGCCAAACAUGUGGAAUAAUAGUCAUUUUUAAUUAAUAUGAUGUAUUUAGGCUUCUUAAAUACCUUCAUCUCCAUGAAAACUUGUAAAGAAAUUGUAGUUUAUAUUAAUAUAUAUCUACC
Mangifera indica (mango) is the source of this 3794-nucleotide messenger RNA. Its product is annotated as NAC domain-containing protein 21/22. Lineage: Eukaryota; Viridiplantae; Streptophyta; Magnoliopsida; Sapindales; Anacardiaceae. Gene Ontology annotation, molecular function: DNA binding. The transcript is spliced from 10 exons. The coding region runs from base 2702 to 3706 and encodes 334 amino acids. Gene Ontology annotation, biological process: regulation of DNA-templated transcription. The record is from RefSeq and is a predicted model, not a curated record.